AUGCCGCCCCGGUUACGACUCUCCAAUGGACGCAUUUCUCAGUCGUUUCGACGCCAGAGAGUCCUAUGUCAAUUCGAAAUACCAGUCGCUGCUCGUUAUGCAAGCACUGCGGCCACAGCGACGACUCCAGCCGCAUCUAUUGAGCAGAUGACUACUUCCAUUCCUCCAAUCGCUAGAUAUCCCCCUUCUCAGCCUCCCUCUCAUCGCAACCCCGAGUACCGACGAUCACAGCUUCUCCGCCAGUACACAUCGCUUAUCCGCACUACACCUCUCAUGGUUCUUUUCCAGCAUGAUAACCUUCAGUCGGUGGAAUGGACCGCAAUCCGGCGAGAACUGAGCAAGGCCAUGCAGAAGGUUGAUGAAAAGAUUGCUGCUGAGGGACGGCAAGCUGCACCGCUGGCGCCUCACAUCAAGGUGCAAAUCGUGCAAACCAGCAUCUUCGAGGUCGCUCUCCGCAUUGUUGAAUACUUCCGCCCAGAUGGGGCCACAGUGGCCAGUGCCAAACCUCCCAGAGCCAUCGACCCCAUUACACAGACCUCCGCCGAGAUUCCUCUAACGGGAUCCAAGGAUGACCCGGCUUUGACCCAUGACCUCUCCCGUGCGGCCCAUGACGCUGUGAUGCACAUGAAAGGCAAGCAUGAACUUUCACCGCUUCUUGUUGGUCCCGUCGCAGUCCUUUCUAUCCCACAGGUGUCUCCUGAGCAUUUGAAAGCCGCCAUGUCGAUUCUUGCCCCCAAGGCAACCGGCUUCCCUGCUCCCACUCGCAGAGCGAACCCGGCGUGGCAUGAACUCCCUGUCCAAAAUGGAUUGCAGAAAUUGAGCUUGCUGGCUGCUCGAGUGGAUGGUCAGGUUUUCGAUGUCGACCAGACGAAAUGGGUCGGCAGCAUCGAAGGUGGUAUGGAUGGCUUGCGGUCUCAACUCAUCAUGGCUCUGCAGAGCAUGGGAUCUAGCAUUACGAAUACCCUGGAAGGCGCUGGAAAAAGCCUCUAUUUCACCCUCGAGAGCAGGAGGAGCGUUCUGGAAGAUGAGCAGAAGGGUCCCGACGGUGACAAGAACGAAUCUUAA
Aspergillus udagawae is the source of this 1065-nucleotide messenger RNA. RefSeq names its product mitochondrial 54S ribosomal protein uL10m. Lineage: Eukaryota; Fungi; Ascomycota; Eurotiomycetes; Eurotiales; Aspergillaceae. Gene Ontology annotation, molecular function: structural constituent of ribosome. Gene Ontology annotation, cellular component: mitochondrial large ribosomal subunit. Gene Ontology annotation, biological process: translation. The transcript has a single exon. The record is from RefSeq and is a predicted model, not a curated record. The coding region runs from base 1 to 1065 and encodes 354 amino acids.